Porites evermanni is the source of this 591-nucleotide messenger RNA. NCBI's taxonomy places the organism in Eukaryota, Metazoa, Cnidaria, Anthozoa, Scleractinia, Poritidae. The record is from the annotation of a GenBank genome assembly.
AUGGGCCUCGAAACUGAGCGACCACAAUCUCAUGGAACUGAGCGAGAAAUACGAACGGCCCGAAAUUACCAGAAACUCGCUGUUCCUAAAGUUAACCCCGAGAUAUGGGGGAAAUUGACCCAUUAUGGGAAAAAGCAAGACCUCAGGUUGUCUGCCAUUCAGAAUAAGCUGGUCAAGGAAGGAACGGUAAUUGCUCAAUCAGCCCAGAACUUAAUGGACUUCAGAACUAAGGGCGCGAACGGCGGCAAAUUCGAUACUGCUGUCGCGCUUACAAGUCAGACUGAUGUUAUCGCGCUGUUGGGACAUACAAAUUAUGAGCUCUCGUUAUGUCCACGAGAGGCCGUCAAACCCAACUUAAAUAAGGAGUACGGCUCUUUAUGUUCUUCUCAGACACCAGUCACAACCUUGUUGUUUGGAGACGAACUUCAGGCCCAGCUCACUGCAAUUCGGGCCUCAAAUCGAAUUAGCCACACAGCUGUUAGCCACAACAGCGGCUCCAGCUCUUCCUCUAACCCUUCUUGGCGUCAGGAACAGGACAAGCCUUUUUUAGGCAAAGGCCAGUACCAGCCCAAAUGGAAGCAAAAACCGUGA